Molecule: messenger RNA, 948 nt
Organism: Ficedula albicollis (Collared flycatcher)
Lineage: Eukaryota; Metazoa; Chordata; Aves; Passeriformes; Muscicapidae
Product: taste receptor type 2 member 9-like
Biological process (GO): sensory perception of taste; G protein-coupled receptor signaling pathway; detection of chemical stimulus involved in sensory perception of bitter taste
Cellular component (GO): membrane
Molecular function (GO): bitter taste receptor activity; G protein-coupled receptor activity
Source: RefSeq, a predicted model, not a curated record
AUGCAAAUAGUCAAGAGUGACACUGAAUUCCCAAAAUCUGGGGCCAUAAUUUUGGCCAUCAUCAGCCUGGAGACAUUUGCUGGCGUGUGGAUAAAUGCUUUCAUCGUUUGUGUGCUCUGCAUUGGCUGGGUCAAAAAGAAAACCCUGAACUCUAAUGAGAAGAUCUUGCUGCUGCUGGGAUGCUCCAGGCUUUCCUUUUUGUGCUUUGCAUGGGUAUACAGCUUCCUUUAUAUAAUUUAUCCCAAUUACCUGCAGAUUCAAACCAUAUAUCAACUGCUUACAUCAUUAGAAACCUUAUUUAAUUACUCCAACUUGUAUGUUUCAGCCUGUCUUUGUGUUUUUUAUUGCAUAAAAAUUGCCAAUUUCAGGAACAGCUUCUUCAACUACCUGAAAGUAAAAAUUGACAGGAUGGUGCCAUGGGUCUUAUUGGCGUCUGGUGUUUCAGCCAUGGCUAUGGGCAUCGUUACCUACAGCCUCAAUGAAAUUGUGCAGAGUAACAACCUCACUGUCACCUGCGUCGAAAAUUUUUGGAAAGCAACUGUCAGAAUGAAUAAACAUUUUUUCAUUCCUUUUUUUCUUGCUGGCUUUGGAUAUGCUGCUUCAUUCAUGGCAGUUGUCUCUUCUGCUGUUCUCCUUCUCUUUUCACUCUGGAAACACAAAUGCAAGAUGCAGACAAACUCCAUGAAGGACCUCAGCGUGGAAGCCCACAUCAGGGCCAUGAAAUCUAUUCUCUCCUUCUUAGUGAUGUACAGCAUCAACUUUGUAUGUUUGGUCUCGACGAUAAUUUAUAUCAUGAUGAAUGAAAGUAUUGUGACACUUCUUAUUUACAUCUAUCUGUAUGCUUUUCCAGGUGUUCAUUCCCUUAUUCUAAUUUUCAACAAUCCCAAACUGGAAAAGGCACUUCUAAAGAUUCUCUCCUAUGUGAAGUGUGACUUUUUCAUGAAGUAG